GUCGGUUUUUCCGCUUUUAAAAAAAAUCCCCUCAAGUUCACGAAAUCCCAAACUCGACGCGCCUCGGACGAGCGAACGGCGUUCCGAGGGACGUCAAACGGAGGGAGACGGAGCGGUGAAAUCCGGCGGAUCGUCGUCUCGUACGUGGUGAAGGCUGCAGAGCUGCUCCCACACCUCACUGCCCCGGGUCUCACUGCUGGAGCGACACGCGGCGGGACGACGCCAUGACGGCCCAGGAUGACUACGAUGAGCUGCUCCGUCUCUACGAGCUCAGGGAGACCAUCGGCUCAGGUGGGUUUGCCAAGGUUAAGGUCGCACGUCACCUGCUCACGGGGGAGAAGGUGGCCAUCAAAAUCAUGGACAAGGCUGAGCUUGGGGAUGAUUUGCCACGAGUGAAGACCGAGAUAGAAGCCAUGAAGAGCCUGAGCCACCAGCACGUGUGUCGUCUCUACCAGGUGAUCGAGACAAAGACGAAAAUCUUCAUGGUGCUGGAGUACUGCCCGGGCGGGGAGCUAUUCGAUUACAUCAUCGCGCGGGACCGCCUGCCCGAGGAGGAGGCACGUGUCUUCUUCCGGCAGAUCGUGUCGGCCAUCGCCUACGUCCACAGCCAGGGAUUCGCACACCGUGACCUCAAGCCGGAGAACCUCCUCAUCGAUGAGAACCACAACCUCAAGCUCAUCGAUUUCGGGCUCUGCGCUCGUCCCAAGGGCGGGCUGGAUUGCCACCUGGAGACCUGUUGCGGCAGCCCGGCGUACGCUGCACCAGAGCUCAUCCAGGGAAAACCCUACUGUGGCUCGGAGGCGGACCUGUGGAGCAUGGGUGUUCUGCUCUACGCCCUCCUCUGUGGCUUCCUCCCGUUUGAUGAUGACAACGUGAUGGCAUUGUAUCGCAAGAUCCAGAGGGGGAAGUACGAGAUACCAAAGUGGCUGUCUCGCGAGAGCGUGACACUCCUCGACCAGCUCCUGCAGGUGGACCCGACGCGUCGCUUGGCCGUGAGACAUCUCCUAGGUCACCCUUGGCUGAUGAGUGGCUAUGGCUGUCCCGUAGAGUGGCAUAGCAAGUUCCCGCUGCUUCACGUGGAUGAGGACUGCGUAACGGAACUCGCCGUCUUCGGAAAGAAGUCCAAGCAGCGGACGGCAGAGCUGGUCUCGGAGUGGCGCUACGACGAGUUCACAGCCUGCUACCUGCUGCUGCUCGCCAAGAAGGCGCUGGGUCGCCCUGUGCGUCUGCUGCCCCCGGGUGUCACCGCCCCCCGCUCCUGCCCCCGCGUGCGCGUCGCCUCUACGCCACACGCACACGCCAACAAGUCAAGAAAGGCGCUGGCGUUCAUGGCACCACCUGGCGGAGGGGUCGAGGAGCGAGGAGACGAUGUGGAGCAGGAGGAUGAGGAGGAGGACGCGCCGUACGUGUUUGGCUCCAUGGACUUUGACGACACCGACUCUUACUUUGACGACUGCCCCUUCAGAAGGGAGAGGCAUUGCUCAGGCCGACCGCCGGCCAAGAAGCCCCGACCCAAAUCCGAGACGACGGAGUACGACGUGGCACAACCGCGACGGGCGCGAGCCACCGCCCCGGCAGCGGCGACGAGGCCUGGCGGCAAGGAGAACGUUCCCCACGGCCGCCCUCCCAAACCCAGCACCUCCUCCUCAUCAUCAUCCUCCUCUACGUCGUCUCUUUCCUCUGCAUCAUCGCCACUCAAACGCAAAACGCCCGGUGGGAAGGGGAAUGCCGCCACUCCGCGCUCGACGCCGGCGCAGGCCAGGACGCCCAACACGCUCGUCGCCCUCACGCCGGGUUCCCCGACGUGCCGGACCGGUGCCGUAGCCGAGUCGGACUCGGAGAGGAAAGCGGUGGCGAGGACUCCGGCAUGGGUGAAGGAGGUGGUGGCGUCGUGGCAAGCACCGCAGGGACAGGGGGAUUCGUCUCCGCUUGUGUCCAGGCGUGGUGACCCCCAGUGUGAGCGGCUGCGCCUGGCCCCACAGUUGAGUCCAGAUCGCAACAGAUUCGGGUCUUCGGGGUCCGACACUGAACGUGGCUUUGCCGCCGCCGCCAACUGUGGAGGAGUCGUAGCGAGCGGCGGCGGUGCCGCCGGUGGCUCCAAGACGCGGCGCGGGGGGAAGGUGUUCGGGAGCCUGGAGCGCGGCAUCGACCGCGUGCUGGCGGCGCUGACACCCAGCAAGCGGCGCGGCUCGGCGCGGGACCUUCCCCGGCGCACGCGGUACCACUACAACGUGACUCCCACGGGGAGCCUCAGUGCCGAGCAGGUGCUCGCAGAGUUGGUGCGGGUCUUGCCGCAGAAGCACAUCGACUUCCAGCAGAAGGGGUACACCCUCAAGUGCCAGACGCAGUCGGACUUUGGCAAGAUCACGAUGCAGUUCGAGUUGGAGGUUUGCUCGCUGCUCAAGCCCGAGGGCGUGGGCAUCAGGCGGCAGAGGCUCAAGGGAGACGCGUGGGUCUACAAGCGGCUCGUGGAGGACGUCCUCGCCUCUGCCAAGCUGUCCUAGCUCGGCGUGUCGCCCCCUCUCGCCGCCGUGUAAUUCCUCUCAA
This is a messenger RNA of Lethenteron reissneri (Far Eastern brook lamprey), 2547 nucleotides long. RefSeq names its product maternal embryonic leucine zipper kinase-like. Gene Ontology annotation, molecular function: ATP binding; protein serine/threonine kinase activity. Gene Ontology annotation, biological process: intracellular signal transduction; protein phosphorylation. Gene Ontology annotation, cellular component: cytoplasm. The record is from RefSeq and is a predicted model, not a curated record. NCBI's taxonomy places the organism in Eukaryota, Metazoa, Chordata, Hyperoartia, Petromyzontiformes, Petromyzontidae.